Messenger RNA from Tetrahymena thermophila SB210, 3267 nucleotides. Its product is annotated as transmembrane protein, putative. The record is from RefSeq and is a predicted model, not a curated record. NCBI's taxonomy places the organism in Eukaryota, Ciliophora, Oligohymenophorea, Hymenostomatida, Tetrahymenidae. The transcript is spliced from 9 exons.
AUGUAAAAUUAACACUUUAGAAUUAUAUCUGAUCAUCUCUUACACCCUCUAAGAUAGCAACUGACUGGAGAUGUUUAGAUUUAGAGAAGAGUGUAUAAAAAUAUUGGAUCGAGCUUUUCUGCUGACUGGAAAAAAUAUAAAAUAGAUUCAACUCAGUGCAUUUUUAAGUACAAUUUUAAAUAGUAUAUCGAAGCUGAGUACAUUAAUAACUUCUUUUAAAUUUAGAUAUACUAUUAAUAUAAAAUAUAAGGAGGUGACUUUUAAAAACUUGUUGUCAAAGCAUAAAGAAAAGAAAUUGAUGAUUAUAAAGUUGAAUAUGACAGCAGAUUUUUCAGUUGGAAAUACAUUCAAGUUUCAUUUGAUAUUUUUGUUAAUACUAAAAUAUUAGAGUUAGAAUUAAAAUUACCAUUGAAUAUUGAUUCUAAUUGCAAUUCUGAAGAAUUGUAAAAUGUAGAUUUUACCUACGGAAAUAUUAAAAGUAUGACUAUUACUAAAAUAACUAAUAUUUUGUGUCCUACAAAAUCCUCACCUGAAAGCAUUUACUCGUGCUAUAACUGUUUAGAGGAAUACAACAGAGUUAUGGUGAAUAAUUAUUGUGAAUGUGAAGAUGGCUACUAUUAAUAUAAAAAUUAAUUGACUUGCUCAAGAUGUAAUGGAAGUUGCAAAAAAUGCAAUUACAACAAAAAUAAAUGUUCUGAAUGCUUUGAAAAUGCUUAUUUAGAUUUAAAUAAUUAAUGUAAAUGUUAUGAUGGAUUCUUUUCUAAUUUCGAUUAGAAAUGUGAAAAAUGUAGUUCUAAUUGUAAGAAGUGCUAAGGCCGUUCAGAUUUUUGUACUCAAUGCAUUGAUGAUAUUAAUAUGAAACCCCCUUCGUGCAAGUGCCCAAACGGAAUGUAUUUUGACCUUGCUGAUUAGAAAUGCAAAUUUUGUAGCUAUAAAUGUUCGACUUGCACUGAUAGACCUGAUUAAUGUACUACCUGCACAAAAGGGUACUAGUUGGCGCCAUUAUGUAUAAAAGAAUGCGAUUAAUUUUAAGAGCUAGACUUUUAAAAAAAUGAGUGUGUACCACUUUCUUGUGAUAAUAAAUGCGGUUCUUGUAUUGGAAAAAGAAACAAUUGUUCUACAUGCCGAGGAGAUCGCUAGCGUCCUCCUUAUUGUUUAUGUGAAUAGCACAAAUAUGAUGACUUGAAAAGUGAAAAUUGUUUAACCUGUCCUAUUGGAGAAUUCAUAGAUGUCAAUUCAGGAAAUUUUAAAUGUUAAAAGUGCCACUUUUCCUGUAAAAGAUGCAAAGGAAGCCUAAUAACGGAUUGCACUGAAUGUUAUCCAGAUUAGUUUUAUUUAAGCGCUUCGUCUACUUGCGAAUGCAUUGAAUAAGAAAUGGAUAUAAUAAAUGAUACAAAAUCAAAAACUCCAAAAUGCUAAACUAUGAUGAAAAUGAGCUUGAAAGUUUACAUUAAUGAAAAUUUUCAGUAAGUUUUUAGAAUAGAGUUUUCUUCGCCUUUAAUAAAGAGCAUAAAAAAACUAGACUUAGUUGAAGCUUUAUAAAUAAAACUGGAGAAUGUUAGCUAAAAUGAAUACUAAAUAUAGUUUUUUGAUAUAAUAGAUAGAAACUACAUAGAAUUUAUCAUAUUUGCUAAUAAGAUUAUUCCCAAAUAAAAAAUAUUUGUAUAGCUGCUCACUCAAUAUGUUUUAUAUGGAGAGGGCUAAAAUAUACUGAGUAGAUGGUACUUGAACAACCCUAUAGAAAUCUAGAUGUUCCAAGACCUUCAAGAUUUAUCUAACAAACAAUAAAAUUUACUCAGGCUUAAAAAGGCUUCAGAAUCCGUUUAGAACAAUCCGUUUGUGAAAUUUGUAACCUAGUACUACUUUUUUUUAUUUAUAUUAAGCACACUUCAACCUACGAUACUUUUUAUUUUAGUUUCUACUUAACUACCAAUUACUUUAGAGCUAUUCUUAAAGAUAAUAGGAUAAUUUGUCUUUAAUAAAAAUAAAUUUUUUGCAUGGUAUGAACUAUCUUAGGAAAAUGCGAAAUAAGAGUAUUAUAUUUUCUUUUUUGAUGUUACUGAGUAUAUUAAAAAUGAUAAGCCACAAAGCUAUGAAAUAGAGUAGUUAGGAUUUAUGAAAAACUUUAUAUUUAACAACUAGAUACCUUUACUUAUUGUUACUCUUUUUUGCAUUAUUUAUUGGAUAAUUUCCUUUAUUGACGUGUUUAAGCUUUGUAAGAUCUGUUUUAAAUAAAAAUAAGAAGAUUAAGUUGAUAAUGGGAGUUAACAUCUUAGUUAAACAUCGUAAAAUUCUAAAGGUUUAAUGAAAGAGCAAUAAUAAAAAGGAUAAAAUAUUUAGGAUAAAAAAUAAGAAUAAGUUUAUAUGAAUCAAAAUUAGAAUUAAUCAAUAAAUGGAUAUGAGCAAAUGAAUAGCUAAUAAGUUUUAUAAGAAUAAAGAGAAUCUAAUGAAACAAAAACAUCAAUUGAUUCUCAAGAUCAGUCCAAAAUAACUGAUGAAUAGGAAAAAUAAAAUGAUUAAAGCAAGAUUAAAAAGAUCAAAUAGAUUUUAUAAAAUUUAAUAGUCUCUAAUAUGGAAUCUAAUUUUGCUAUUUACUUUAUUUCUAUGGGAAUUUUUUUGGGAAAAAUAAUAACUAUCAUCUGCGUAUAGCUUAAUAGCUUUAAUUAAAUAGCCUUUGUUUCAAUGAUAUUAAUUGUUUAAAUACUCCUGCUUAUAUACAUUAUAUUUGUUAGACCAUUUAAGAGUAGAAUUUUCCUUUGCUUAAAAGUAAUUGCAACCUCCAGCUAUUUGCUUAGUUGGUUUUGCCUUUUGCUUUAUUUGAUCAAAAGGUAACAAUUAAAUUCUUAAUCUGAACAGUUUUACGAGUCAAAAGACGUUGAAUAUAUGGAUAAUUUAGGUCUUUCGAUUAUAAUACUACUAAUAGUAUUUAACGCAAUUUACCUCAUUUUGUUUUUAAUAAAAAUUGCCUAUUAGACUGUUGAAUUAUGUAAGCUUCUUUGGUCUAAGAAAGAAAUUAAUUUGAUAGUAGUGUAUAAAAAUUCUAAUUCAGAUGACACAUAUUUAUAGUUUAAUAUGAAAAAUAAUAUAAAGUAACAAUUUAUUGAACUCUAAACUUAGACCAACAACAGCGAGGAUAAAUAUAAAAAAAUGGAAUACGAAGAGUCCAAUAAUAAAACAAAAAUGUAAUUUAAAUCUUAAUGCAUUUAACUUACAGGAAUUAGCAUUACAAACUAAAACGAUCUCAAAUAUUUAAACAAAAAGAUAUGA